Zea mays is the source of this 1169-nucleotide messenger RNA. RefSeq lists its product as uncharacterized. NCBI's taxonomy places the organism in Eukaryota, Viridiplantae, Streptophyta, Magnoliopsida, Poales, Poaceae. Bases 104 to 1021 code for a protein of 305 amino acids. The transcript is spliced from 3 exons. The record is from RefSeq and is a predicted model, not a curated record.
UUAUGUUUUGCUCAUCCUAUGUGGUCUAAUAUUACAAUGACUUUAUGAAGUUGUUGUGUUUCUGUUCUCUGUAACUAGACACAGGAGAGAUUGUUCAUCUUAUAUGCUGAAUUGUUAUGUUCAUCCUAUGUGGUCUAAUAUGUCUGUUAUCCCAAUGAAUCAGGAUUUCCAGGAGAACAGGCUGUUGAUGUCAUUUGUUAAUUUCCAUGAGCAAGAGAAGAUCUCUAAAGAAAUCGUAACACACGCUAUAGAAAGCUGCAUGAAGAAACAAGCAGAUAACCUGUUGAAUUCACUGGACGUUAUCAACGGUAGGUUGUCACAGUUGGAGUUAUACUGCUAUAUACUGGAAAGGUCCAUUGGAGAAUUACGAAGUGACGUGAUGGAUUAUCAUAACGAAGCAAAUCUGAACUUCCGGUGCGUUGAAAAGCAAGUGAAAGAGGUUCAGAAAUCUGUGCAGGCUGUUCAGGAAAAGCAGGAGCUUGCUGAAACUCAGAAAGAACUGACCAAACUUCAGAUAGUACAUGAGGAUUCUGCACAAAAGAGUGAAGGUACUGCUCCAUCAGUUUUCAUGAAUAGGGAAAAUGAGGUUGCCCUUGUGCCAUUUCACCAAGUAAAUGUUGUUCAGUCACCUCCUGUGCAAUUCCAAAGUUGCAGUGGCCUUAUUCUACAGCAACUGGUACCAGUCCAAGACCAGCAGCGCUCAAUCCAAACUGCUCUGUACUGUAUGCGAGGCCAAAGCCAUCUGGAGCACAGACAGGCCCAAAUGUUCGAAGCUGCUGGUCAAUCUCUGCAGACACACACUCGGAAAACUCAGCCACCUACAGUAGUUGAGGUAUCUCAGGUAACCAGUCAGGCACCAGAGUUCUACCCUCAUCCGCAGCACCAAUGGCAACAUCAGAUCGGCCAGCAGGUUUUGUCACAGGCAAGGCAACCACAACCACAGGUACUACAGCAGCAGUACAACAACAUCCAGCGAGGUCCAGCACAGAUGUGUACUUGUAUUGUUUUUUUUGUAUAUUAGUUUUUUUCUCUAUUUUUAGGGAAAAAAACUACGUGUUUAUUAUGACCAUUAGAUCUUGAUCUAGUGGAUAUGAGAUGUGUGUGUUUUGUGUUUGCAAAACACACAGAUUUUCCUUUAAAAGAAAUCUGCGUGUUUUUUCAGCUAAAAA